GCCUGCCCAACACGCAUCUAACCUAUCAGCUACUCGUAUCUCGUAUCUCACUCGCUUCACGUAACAUAUCACCUACUCGCAUAUCAGUCAUCUCUGCGUUACACAAAACUAAAUUCAUUAAACAUACAGUGUUCAAAAUAAUCAAAUAUAAAAAAACAAUCCUAAAACUAUGACAAGUGACAACAUAAUGGAAUUAUCAACCAGCGAAAACGAACUAACAGAACCUCCUAAAAGAAAAGAAACCGCUGGAGCUACGAUAUAAAGUCUCUUACCCCCAAAAUCGAGAGAAAAAUACGAAACAGCAUACAGCAAGUUUAUAGCAUGGAGAGCUAAAAAAAAAAACCAAAUCGAUGUCUGAAAAGACACUUCUCGCAUAUUUCAUAGAGCUAUCGAAAUCUAACAAGCCAUCGACUAUGUGGGCAACAUACUCAAUGCUCAAGACUACAAUAAAUAUAAAAAAUAAUAUCAACAUCAACAAAUACGAAAACCUCACUUCAUUUCUAAAAACACAGUCAAAAGGAUUUCAGUCCAAAAAAGCGAACACAUUGACACCGGAACAAAUUAAAAAGUUCCUCGAUGAAGCACCAGAUCAAACACACUUAGCGACAAAGCUCGCUACUAUCUUUGGAAUAUGUGGAGCAUGCAGAAGAGACGAACUAGCUAAUAUAAAUAUGGAACACAUCAAAGACAGAGGAUCUCUAUUGCUCGUUACAAUUCCAACCACAAAAAACUAUAAACCGAGAAGCUUUGUAGUAACAGAAGAAUUUUACAGUAUUUAUAAAAAAUACUUAGUCUUCAGACCACACGACAUCAAAACACCAAAAUUAUUUCUAAACUACCAAAAAGGAAAAUGCACCCAUCAAGUGAUUGGACUCAAUAAAUUUGGCAAAAUGCCAACGGUCAUCGCAACUUAUCUGAAUCUACCAGAUCCUAACUCUUACACUGGACAUACAUUCCGUCGUACUUCUGCCACGAUCUUGGCAGACUCUGGAGCAGACAUACUCACACUAAAACGACACGGAGGAUGGAAAUCCAACGCAGUAGCUGAAGGAUACGUGGACAACUCCUUUACUAAUAAAAAGAAUAUUUCCAAUCAAAUCACAACCACGAUAACAAAUAAUAACUUUCCAACUUUUCAAUCAGCAAAAACAAUUUACGACCAAGCACAACCAUCCACAUCUACAAACUGCAUACAAAACGACAAAGAAAAUGAACCUACAAACACUCAAACUGACACUAUAGAUCAACAAAAUAUCAACAAGAAUUUAACUGAAAUAUUGUCUGCCUCUAAACUAAAAAGUAUUACAUUCUCAAUAACUAAUUACGCCAAUCUCACAAUAACUUUACCACCAAAAGAAAACUAAUAUUUUUUUUUUCAUUUCUUCACUUUAUAAUGAAAAACAAUUUC
Messenger RNA from Nylanderia fulva, 1408 nucleotides. RefSeq lists its product as uncharacterized. Gene Ontology annotation, molecular function: DNA binding. NCBI's taxonomy places the organism in Eukaryota, Metazoa, Arthropoda, Insecta, Hymenoptera, Formicidae. The record is from RefSeq and is a predicted model, not a curated record. Gene Ontology annotation, biological process: DNA recombination; DNA integration.